Molecule: messenger RNA, 975 nt
Organism: Lodderomyces jiufengensis
Lineage: Eukaryota; Fungi; Ascomycota; Pichiomycetes; Serinales; Debaryomycetaceae
Product: ribose phosphate diphosphokinase subunit
Exons: 1
Coding region: 1-975 (324 amino acids)
Biological process (GO): 5-phosphoribose 1-diphosphate biosynthetic process; ribonucleoside monophosphate biosynthetic process; purine nucleotide biosynthetic process
Cellular component (GO): ribose phosphate diphosphokinase complex; cytoplasm
Molecular function (GO): ribose phosphate diphosphokinase activity; magnesium ion binding
Source: RefSeq, a predicted model, not a curated record
AUGCAUGGAAGACAACCAAAUGCGAUAAAAUUGAUAGCAGGAAACUCACAUAUAGAACUUUGUGAAAAAAUAGCGUCAAAAUUAGGUAUAAAGAUUGCCAAAAUAGGAGCAUUUCAAUAUACAAAUACUGAAACAGCAGUUGCAGUUGGAGAAUCAGUAAGAGAUGAAGAUGUAUAUAUAAUACAAACAGGAUGUGGAGAAGAUAAUAUAAAUGAUUUUUUAAUGGAACUAUUAUUUAUUAUAAAUGCUUGUAGAAUUGCAAGUGCAAGAAGAAUUACUGCUGUUAUUCCAAAUUUUCCAUAUGCAAGACAAGAUAAAAAAGAUAAAUCUAGAGCUCCAAUAACUGCAAAAUUAAUAGCUAAUCUAUUACAAGUAGCUGGCUGUAAUCAUAUAAUAACAAUGGAUUUACAUGCAUCACAAAUUCAAGGAUUUUUCAGAGUACCAGUUGAUAAUUUAUAUGCUGAACCGAGUGUUUUAAGAUAUAUACGAGAACAUUAUAAUAAAGAAGAAAUAAUAAUGGUAAGUCCCGAUGCUGGUGGUGCAAAAAGAGUAGCAUCAUUAGCUGAUAAAUUGGAUAUUCAAUUUGCUUUAAUCCACAAAGAAAGACAAAAAGCUAAUGAAAUUUCAAGAAUGGUUUUAGUGGGGGAUGUUGAUAAUAAAAUAUGUAUACUAGUUGAUGAUAUGGCAGAUACUUGUGGUACAUUAUGUAAAGCAGCAGAUGUAUUACUAGAUAAUGGUGCUAAAAAAGUUGUUUGUAUAAUUACACAUGCUAUAUUAUCAGGUAAUGCAAUUGAAAAAAUUAAUAAUUCAAGAAUCGAUAAAAUUAUAUGUACAAAUUCUUUACCUAUACAAGAAAAAUUAAAAUUAUGUGAUAGAUUAGAAAUGAUCGAUAUUGCUCCAACUUUAGCUGAAGCUAUUAGAAGAUUACAUAAUGGUGAAAGUGUUAGUUAUUUAUUUAAUAAUGUACCAGAAUAA